AUAUAACAGACAGGACUGAGCUACAGUUAGUAGAGUUGUGAAGUUAAAGGCUAAGAAAGCUUUCAGGCUCAUAUUUACCUUGUGUGUUUUACACAGGAACUGAGUGUUCGGUUAUCAGUCAUUUUAUUGAUGACACAACCGAUCAAGCAGAAGUCUUUCAACGCAUUUGAAUGUACCGUCGAUCACUACUAAGAUCUAGUCAACAAUGGAUGUCUCUGUCUGUGUAGCCACCCAAAGCCAAUGCAAAGACCUUACCCUUAUUAGUAUAUGUAGCUAACAGUUGAUUUUUACUUCCUUCUACUGUCAUUUUUGUUUGUAGAGAUAGACAGGGUGUAUACUUUGAUUUUUAACUUGUCUUCUAAUUACAUUGGAUAUUUAUUUAUUUAUUUAUUAAGAAGAAAUACCUCAAUAAUCCAACCCAGUUUGAUUCACAAUAGUCCAGAAGUGCAGUUACUCUCCAGCAAUGGAAUCCACCACACUAGCAUCCCUAGCAACUGUUACAAUGCUAACAGCGGCCUCACAGACAGACAUGUCUGGUGUUCUCUGGCUGCUGGUGCUGGGCUUCGUCAUUGCUUUUAUCCUGGCGUUCUCUGUGGGUGCCAACGAUGUUGCCAAUUCCUUCGGUACAGCAGUGGGUUCUGGGGUAGUGACUCUGCGCCAGGCCUGCAUCCUGGCCUCCAUCUUUGAGACAGUGGGUGCCAUUCUUUUGGGGGCCAAAGUCAGUGAGACCAUCCGUUCGGGUAUCAUCGAUGUUCACAUGUACAAUGGCUCAGAGGCUGUGCUGAUGGCUGGCUCCAUCAGCGCCAUGUUUGGAUCUGCUGUUUGGCAGCUCGUAGCUUCGUUCUUGAAACUUCCCAUCUCUGGAACACACUGCAUUGUGGGCGCCACAAUCGGCUUUUCCAUGGUUGCUAGAGGACAUCAGGGGGUCAAAUGGCUGGAAUUGCUUCGCAUUGUUGCCUCUUGGUUUCUUUCACCUCUUCUCUCCGGCAGCAUGUCUGCUAUUCUCUUCUGCUUUGUCCGCAAGUUUAUCUUGAAUAAGGAGGAUCCAGUGCCCAAUGGUUUAAGAGCAUUACCAGUUUUCUAUGCUGUUACUAUGGGAAUCAAUCUGUUCUCCAUCAUGUUUACUGGAGCACCAAUGUUGGGAUUUGAUAGGAUACCAUGGUGGGGUACUCUGCUGAUCUCACUGGGCUGUGCCCUGCUUACUGCUGCGGUGGUCUGGUUCAUUGUCUGUCCACAGUUAAAGAAGAAGAUAAAACGUCAGAAUAUUGCCGACACUAGUGGGACACAGCUGAUUGAGAAGAACCCAUCCUCAAACGGCCUCAUGGCCCAUCCUACCCCACCUCAAAGCUACUCUCCUGUUCCACAGACACCCCCUGCUGACAGCAACAAGGUUGCCUUUGACAUCGGAGGUUCAGCAGAAACCGACCUGGACAGCAAAGAUUUUGACACCAAAGAUUUGGAUUGCACUCACGCUUUAAAUGGCAGUGCUGGAAUUGCUGUCCCAGACUUGAACGGAAGCCAGUUUCACACCGUACACAAAGAUUCUGGAAUCUACAAGGAUCUACUUCACAAACUUCACCUGGCCAAGGUUGGUGAAUGCAUGGGAGAGACCGGAGACAAACCCAUCCGCCGCAACAACAGUUAUACUUCUUACACCAUGGCCAUCUACGGAAUACACGGGUCGUUGAAGGAGGGCGAGGGAAGCCGGACUGGACUGGAUGGAGAGAAAAGGCGCUCGCGGUACGACAGCUAUAACAGUUACUGUACUGCGGUGGCUGAUGGAGAAGUUGCUGCAGGAGAUGGAGCUCUGGCAGUGGAGGUGGGGGACGAGACCGUCAGAGGAGACUCACUGGAAGAGGAAAUAGAUGAGCUUGAGAUAGACAAGCCAGAGGUGUCCACGCUCUUCCAGUUCCUGCAGAUUCUCACUGCCUGCUUUGGAUCGUUUGCCCAUGGCGGAAAUGACGUUAGUAAUGCGAUUGGCCCUCUUGUUGCACUCUGGCUGAUCUAUGAAAGCGCUUCUGUUGCACCCACUGCUCCCACACCAAUUUGGUUGCUCCUGUAUGGAGGAGUGGGUAUCUGUACAGGGCUCUGGAUUUGGGGUCGGCGGGUCAUACAAACCAUGGGCAAAGACCUGACUCCCAUCACUCCCUCCAGUGGAUUUAGCAUUGAGCUCGCCUCUGCUAUAACUGUGGUUGUCGCUUCCAACAUCGGACUCCCAGUCAGCACCACUCAUUGCAAGGUUGGAUCAGUGGUGUCAGUUGGCUGGCUCCGCUCCAGGAAGGCUGUUGAUUGGCAUCUGUUCCGGAAUAUCUUUAUCGCUUGGUUUGUGACUGUGCCAAUUUCUGGUCUCAUCAGUUCUGCUAUAAUGGCACUCUUCUAUUAUGUUAUAUUGCCUCUGACCUAAUGUUUUAUGUUAAACUAUUUACUCCUUGUAAAUACUUACACUUUUGGGCCUCAACUAUGGAAUGCCCCUUCGUCCUGUCCCAUCAUAUGUACUGUACAUAGCAAAUCAAAGAAUGUGUAUGUUUGCACAUCACGCUCAUACUCUGUGAUUUUUGUACAUGUUUAAGGUGCUUAAUAGUGUUAGGAAAUAAUUUUGUUGCCAUGAAAUGCGUGAGAUAUGUAGUAUAACAAUGUUUAUUUAGUUUUUGGGCCUCACAUAUUUUUGUAAAGAAAAAUAUUGUUAGACUAGACUGAAAUUCUGUUUUAACUUUUGGCAAUGAAAAUUUAUACUCUGAGCUGUAAGACAGUAUUUUUUUUUAUAAAACAAUAUAUGUAUACUUGCAUGACAUUUGAAAUAAAUCAUGUUUCUGCUGACAUUUGCAUUUUUAUUUCCACCUGUAAAUAAACCACAGUUUUUACAAAACAUUA
Messenger RNA from Onychostoma macrolepis, 2871 nucleotides. RefSeq names its product solute carrier family 20 member 1a (gene slc20a1a). Lineage: Eukaryota; Metazoa; Chordata; Actinopteri; Cypriniformes; Cyprinidae. Gene Ontology annotation, molecular function: phosphate transmembrane transporter activity. The record is from RefSeq and is a predicted model, not a curated record. Gene Ontology annotation, cellular component: membrane. The transcript has 11 exons. Gene Ontology annotation, biological process: phosphate ion transmembrane transport. The coding region runs from base 464 to 2404 and encodes 646 amino acids.